This is a messenger RNA of Penicillium nucicola, 1302 nucleotides long. Its product is annotated as alkene reductase. Bases 1 to 1302 code for a protein of 433 amino acids. Gene Ontology annotation, molecular function: FMN binding; NADPH dehydrogenase activity. The record is from RefSeq and is a predicted model, not a curated record. NCBI's taxonomy places the organism in Eukaryota, Fungi, Ascomycota, Eurotiomycetes, Eurotiales, Aspergillaceae. The transcript has 4 exons.
AUGCCACUAUCAAAGACCGAGCUGCAUCCCACUAUUCAAACAUCCCACCAUGCAUCCCACUUUCUACAAGCAGUAAAAAGCAGAAGUAGAGUAAAACCACUACAAUGGACCAAGCCAAACCAACCAUCCAAAAUGGGCUCAAUCGCAACAAAAGACCACCUCUUCGAGUCCCUCCGCCUAGGAGCCCUCCCCCUCAAGCACCGCGUCAUCCUAGCACCAUGCACACGCAUGCGAGCAUCAAAGGAAUCCGAAGGCGUUUACGUCCCCAACGACCUCAACGUCGAGUAUUACUCCCAGCGAGCCACCGACGGAGGCUUCAUGUUGACAGAAGCGACGCCAAUCAGCAGACACGCCGCCGGAUACCCCGGCGUCCCAGGCAUCUUCACAGCGACCCAGAUAGCCGGCUGGAAGAAAGUAACCGACGCAGUGCACGCCAAGGGCGGAUUCAUCUACUGCCAACUCUGGCACGUCGGCCGAGCAACCAUCUCCCCCUUCAUUGAAGGAAGAGACGUACUCGGCGCGAGCGAAAUCCCCAUAACAGGAAAUGCCCUGGACGGCAGCGCCUACGCGGCGUCGCCACCGCGCGCAAUGACAAUCGCCGAGAUCCAAGAAACAGUCGACGAAUACGUCGCGGCGGCCAAGCGCGCCCGCGAAGCCGGGUUCGACGGAGUCGAGAUCCAUGGCGCCAACGGCUACCUGCUCGAUCAAUUCCUGCACGACAACGUCAACACACGCACAGACUCGUACGGCGGCAGCAUCGAGAAGCGAGCGCGUAUCGUGCUGGAAGUCAUCGAAGCAGUGACUGCGGCGAUAGGCGCUGACCGCGUGGGAAUCCGGCUGUCGCCGUAUAACUAUUUCCAGGAUACGCGGGACUCGGACGCGAGCGUCAACUGGGCGAAGCUGUGCUCUAUGAUCGCCGGUCUGGCGGAGGGAUCUCGACCGGCGUAUGUGCACAUGGUCGAGCCUCGGUUUGACGAGGUGCUUGAUGAAAAGGCCAAGAUGGAAUCGCUGACGACGGAAAGGCCUUCACUGGAUGUGUUCCGGCCGACGCUGAAGAAGGCGGGGAUUUCAUUCCUGGCGGCUGGGAACUUUGAUGCUGAAAAUGCCGGGGCGAAGCUGGCGGGUGAUGGGGCUGAUGGGGUGGUGUUUGGUCGGUAUUUUAUUUCGAAUCCCGAUUUGCCGAGACGGUUGAGGGAGGGAUUGCCUUUGGCGCCGUAUGAUCGGUCGACGUUUUACGGGGCUGAGCCGGCGGAGAAGGGGUAUACUGAUUACCCGUUCUAUGGCGUUGAGGUUACUGCGUAG